AUGAUUAAUAGUGAAUUGAACUAGUUUAGUAAAUAUCAAGGGUUGUCGACCUAUAAACCAAAAACUUAGGAUAGAAUUAUAGAAACUCGGAAUCCAUUGGAUUACUAUUAGUAAAACAAGAUAGACACUUUGAGUUGGGAUCAUUCACUCCUAUAAACCAAAUAACCAAUAAAUAAAGAGUUGGAUCGGAUAAAUAGUCUGGCUGAAACUCUCUUCAUUAGAAGAGAUUAAAAGAAAUAGGAUCACUAGUAAAGUGCAGAGUUCAGUUAAUCUAAGAUUGAAGAUGUGAAGGAGGAUUUUAAAAUGUUGGAGUUGAGAAACAAUCAAAAAGUGUAAGAAUUAGCGAAUAUAAAGAAUGAAUUGCUCGAUAUUUAAUGUGAGUAUAUGAGCAGGUCAUAAUUGAGAUUGCAAUUGAGUGAGUAUGUUGAGAAUAAGAAGAAGUAGGGUGAUGAGGAUUAAGUAUUGAAAUAAUUGAAAAUUUUAUAAAAAUGA
Paramecium octaurelia is the source of this 492-nucleotide messenger RNA. The record is from the annotation of a GenBank genome assembly. Lineage: Eukaryota; Ciliophora; Oligohymenophorea; Peniculida; Parameciidae.